Planococcus citri (citrus mealybug) is the source of this 2244-nucleotide messenger RNA. Its product is annotated as testis-expressed protein 10 homolog. NCBI's taxonomy places the organism in Eukaryota, Metazoa, Arthropoda, Insecta, Hemiptera, Pseudococcidae. Bases 168 to 2132 code for a protein of 654 amino acids. The record is from RefSeq and is a predicted model, not a curated record. The transcript is spliced from 10 exons. Gene Ontology annotation, cellular component: nucleus; MLL1 complex.
AAUCACAUUGUUAUCAACACACCAUCCAAGUUGAAUUUUGAAAAAAAUUUCAUGAAUUUGUUUUCCUAAUUAAAUACCAAUUAAAAUGAUGUUACGUGAUUAAUAGUGUACAUUCCAUGUUGUUAAUAGUUUCGUUCAUCAGUAAAGAAUAAGUAAAAUCCAUAACAAUGGGUAAAUUCGCGAAGAAGACCCCUUUUCAAAAGCGUAAAAAGGAGGAUAAAACUAAAACUAAAUUGAAAGUUUCUCAUAAAACAAUUCUUCCUAAAGGACAAAAUAUCACCAAUACAACGUUUAAAGUAAAAAAAAUUGUAGUCAAAGGCCAGCUGAAAGAACACCAGGAAGAAGUAGCCACCAAGAGUAAUCUCAACGUCAAAGAACUUAUAUCCAGAUUUCAUCAUCAUAACGCACCAUUGAGAAUUAAUGCAUUGAAUGGUUUAUGUGAAGUAGUUAAUGAUCAUACUGAUGCUGUAUUGAGUUUGAACUUGCCUGCUGUUUUACACGCUGCUUCUAACUUGAUACUUGAUAAAGAACAUGAAGUUCGAAGUGAAGCUAUUAAACUUUUGUCAACAGUGCUAUCGAAAGCCACUCAAACACAGUUGACGCCUUUAUUUGAAAUAAUUAUUAAAUACUUGGCAUGUGCGAUGAGUCAUAUCGAUGCAAAUAUCAGAGAAAGUUCUCUCACCAUGUUAGAUAUUCUAAUAUCUAAGUGCCCGAAUUUAACAGCUUCAUUAUGUCAGCCAGUCAUUCUACCUGCUUUCCUCGAUUUAAUAUCUACCAAAUUCAGCGAAUCUGACCGUAAAUUAACGUUACAAUUUAAUAAGAAAAUGACCACGAAUAUCUGGAGGAUCAAAGUUUUAGCUCGUUUGAGAUUGCUUUUAGAAGCUAUUGUAAACGUCCAGUCUCAAAGAAAAUCAGAGGAUAAUACACCUGAACAUUUCAAAAGAUUGAAAUGGAGUGAUACAAAGCCCACUUAUGCUUCCUUGUACUAUCGUCCUUUCGAUGCUCAGAAAAACAUAGAUUUAUCGAGAGUACCAUUCAAUCGAAAUUCGACUCAGAUCAAUGAGACUGACGAAAUUAAAAAUUACACCGGUACUUUGAUUCCUUUACUUGUUGAGAUAUUUAUUGAAGUUGCACCUCAGAAAAAAGGCCAACACACAGGACAACAUUUAAGCAACGACGGAGCCGUUUUACUGAAGUUCAUAACAGAUAUAUUACUACUUUUAUGGCGUAGAUUUGAAAUAUCCGAUUCUCCUUGUCAUUUGAAAAAAUGGUUUUGUGAUACGUUUUCUUCAUCGAUAGUAGAGCAUUUAAUUGAAGGAAGAUUCCCGUAUUCAUUAGCAGAAAAUUUUCAACGAAAUAAGCCACUGAGUAUUGCUGGGCUAUCAUCGGAUCAUUCUAAAUUCUUAAACGAUAAAAAUUGCAUGGAGUUGAACGCUAAUAUUUGUAACAUUUAUUUAUCAUUAUUCGAAUAUACAGAUGAUCAUCGAGAAUUGAAGAACGUCGUACGUUUUGUCAAUACCAAUCUCAAAACUUGCCGGCAACUGGAACGUGAAACUGUCGUAAAAUUGUUGCGCUGCGUGGAUUCCAUAUUCUGUAGUGACAUACAAUCGCAUAAAAAUAAAUUCGACGCUAUCAAUCUAGUUAAAAUUAUCAAAGAACUGUACGAAGAAAAUUCAUGUAAGCACGAUGCUCAAAGUUUGCAUAUUGCAGAAAAAACAUUCGUUUAUUUAUACAAAGUGGCCUUGAAUCAGAGAAAUAAUUCAUUGAUGAGAGAAUGUGGAAUAAACGAGUGGUUGGAAAGUUUACCGAAGUUAUUGACGGAGAAAAAAAUUCCAUAUCAAAAUGUAAAGUGCAUCUCGAAUAUUGCUCGCUGUGAUCUGUUAUCAUUUUCAGAUAGCCUGGAUGGAUACAUCGAGACAAUCUUAGAUAAUCUUCCUCGUAUCGAAAUCGUCACCGAAAAGAAAACAGAUCGAGCCGAAGGGAAAAAAUUAAUCGUAAAUUUACUCUAUUAUGUGAAAACAUGGGAUAAAGAGUUCGUGGAUGGUUUGAAAAAAGCUGUUCAAAAUGGAUUCUUCAGCAAUUUAACUAACCAUGUCAAAGAUAUAAUGGACACCAAGGUGAAUAACGUGUGAAAAAUAUCAGCUGUUAUUCUGUUGUAUGGCUUUACGUAGUGUUACGAAUUCCUAUGAAAGCUUUCACUACGAAUUGAUUAUGUUAUUCUUUGCAAUAAACUUUUUUUUUCUA